Molecule: messenger RNA, 872 nt
Organism: Eriocheir sinensis (Chinese mitten crab)
Lineage: Eukaryota; Metazoa; Arthropoda; Malacostraca; Decapoda; Varunidae
Gene: Pburs
Product: partner of bursicon-like
Exons: 4
Coding region: 40-453 (137 amino acids)
Biological process (GO): G protein-coupled receptor signaling pathway
Cellular component (GO): extracellular region; bursicon neuropeptide hormone complex
Molecular function (GO): G protein-coupled receptor binding; neuropeptide hormone activity
Source: RefSeq, a predicted model, not a curated record
GUCUCACUUCCCUCCAUCCCUCCGUGAGAGAAACUGAAGAUGUGGUGGUGGUAUGUGGUUGUGGUGGUAGCGGUGGUGGUGGUGGAGCCUGGUACCGCCCUAGCAAGAAGUUAUGGUGUUGAAUGCGAGACCUUACCGUCAACCAUACAUGUGGCCAAAGAGGAAUAUGACGAGAGUGGGCGGGUGCUGCGAGUCUGUGAGGAGGACGUGGCUGUCAACAAGUGUGAGGGCGCCUGCGUGUCGAAGGUUCAGCCCUCGGUAAACACGCCUUCUGGAUUUCUCAAGGACUGUCGCUGCUGCCGGGAGGUCCAUCUGAGGGCGAGGGACAUCACCCUCACACAUUGCUAUGACGCUGACGGUGCGCGGCUGGCGGGGGCGAAGGGUAGUCUGCAGGUGAAGCUUCGUGAACCAGCUGACUGCCAGUGCUUCAAAUGUGGCGACUCGACCCGCUGAAGAUGAAGUGGUGGCGGUGGGGUAGUGAUGGUGGUGGUAGAGAGAGAGAGAGAGAGAGAGGCUGGUGGUAGUGGUUGCAAGAGAAAAAUGGUAGUAGUAGUAGUAGUAGUAGUAGUAGUAGUAGUAGUAUUGAUAACAGCUUAGAAUUAAAUAAAGAGAUGAUCAAAAAUUAUAUCUGGAAGAGGAAGAAGAAGAAGAGGAGGAGGAAGAAGAAGAGGAGGAGGAGGAAGAGGAGGAGGUAGAGAGAAGAGGAAAUUGAUAAUAUAUAGUAAUUUAAACACUACAACUACUACUACUACUACUACUACUACUACUACUACUACUACUACUACUACUACUACUACUACUUCUACUACGGCUAGGCUAUUAAACUGUAAACUAAUUUGAUUGAAGAUUGAGAAAAUACUUUAUUGAAGAAA